Messenger RNA from Astyanax mexicanus (Mexican tetra), 6290 nucleotides. RefSeq names its product protocadherin-related 15b (gene pcdh15b). The record is from RefSeq and is a predicted model, not a curated record. The coding region runs from base 163 to 6177 and encodes 2004 amino acids. Gene Ontology annotation, cellular component: catenin complex; stereocilium; adherens junction. Gene Ontology annotation, biological process: cell morphogenesis; calcium-dependent cell-cell adhesion; cell-cell junction assembly. Gene Ontology annotation, molecular function: calcium ion binding; cadherin binding. The transcript is spliced from 39 exons. Lineage: Eukaryota; Metazoa; Chordata; Actinopteri; Characiformes; Acestrorhamphidae.
CUCUCUCUCUCUCUCUCUCUCUCUCUCUCUCUCUCUCUCUCUCUCUCUCUCCCCGGCAUGCGCUCUCUGUUCUCCGGCACUUUCACAUCGUGGUGUGUAUUGGAGGAGUAUUUCCAUGGCUUUGGGACUAAAACGGUGGGCAUGCAGUAACGCUUGAGGAAGAUGCGCCAGCGGUCGUGGCUCUUUAAAUGGCUGGGAAUAGGCAUAGGAGUUCUUUUAGCUGCAGCUUUCUGCUCAUCUCAGGACACAGACGACUGGCAGUAUGAAGAGUGCAAGCUCUCCAGGACGGGUCCGCCGGCCACCAUAGUCGCCAUAGACGAAGAGAGCCCUAAUGGUACUCUUCUGGUAGAGAACAUGCAGAUCAACGGACGAGCAGAAGAUCCGGACAGAACUAUCUCUUUAUCCCUGAGAGACAACUAUAACUACUGGGUCAUCCUGGACCCGGUCAAACAGCGCCUUUACCUGAACAGCACCGGACGAGUUUUAGACCGAGAUCCUCCCUCCUACAUUCACUCCAUUGUGGUGCAGGUCCAGUGCACUAAUGAACUGGUUGGCACGGUGAUUCUCCACGAGGUACGGAUUGUUGUGAGGGAUCGAAAUGACAACACCCCUCGCUUCCAGCAGCCUCGAUACUACGUGGCCGUUAAUGAGUUAACUCCAGUCGGCACCACCAUCUUCUCUGGCUUUACUGGGAACAACGGAGCCACUGACAUUGAUGACGGACCGAACGGACAAAUCGAGUACACUAUUCAAUACAAUCCCAACGACCCGACUGCAAACAGGACAUUUGACAUCCCGCUCACCCUCUCCGGCUCCGUGGUCCUGAGAGAGAGACUCAACUACGAGGAGAUCACACGCUACCUGAUCAUCAUUCAGGCCAACGACCGGGCUCCUUACCCUAAAGACCGCCUGACUGCCACCACCACGCUGACUGUAGACGUGCUGGAUGGAGAUGACCUGGGUCCCAUGUUCCUGCCGUGCAACCUGGUGGACAAUACCCGCGACUGCAAGCCACUGACCUACAAAGCUACAGUCCUGGAGCUGGCAGACCCAAGCCGGGCCAACCCAGUAAACGUGACCCCUCCCAUCCAGGCUGUGGAUCAGGACCGGAACAUCCAGCCUCCUUCUGAUCGCCCAGGCAUCGUCUACUCCAUCCUCAUAGGAAAACCUGUAUCUUAUGCAGACUACUUCUCCUUGAACAGCAGCACGGCCGAGCUGAGACUGCUGCAGCCCGUCAGCCGCGAGGAGCACCAGCGGUUCGACUUGGUGAUCAAGGCGGAGCAGGACAAUGGACAUCCACUGCCAGCCUUUGCCAACCUCCACAUUGAGGUUCUGGAUGAGAAUGACCAGGCGCCGUACUUCCAGGCACCAUCCUACCACGGCUUUAUCAUGGAGUCUGCAUCGGUGGGCACCACAAUCUCCAGCAGUGCCAAUCUCUCCUACCCUCUCACCAUCAUCGCUCUGGAUAAUGACGUGGAGGAGACCAAAGAUCCCAUGGUACGAAUCUCCCUGGACAACUACGGCAGCAUCUUUGCUGUGACACCCAGUGGGCUGGCGCGCUACCUGACACUUCUGAAGCCCGUGGACCGUGAAGAGCAGCAGAGUUAUAGCUUCACAAUGAUCGCCUCAGACGGCAUUCAGGAGAGCCCUCCAGUGACCGUUAAUAUCACGGUGAUCGAUGCCAACGACAACACACCCACCUUCCCCAACGUCUCCUACAGCGUCAAUGUUUACACAGACAUGCAGCCCGGGGAAACAGUAUUACGGCUGACGGCGGUGGAUGCUGAUGAGGGUCCCAACGGGUUGAUAAGCUACAGCAUCCUGGCGGGGGCUCAGGGACACUUCACCAUCAAUAACCUCACUGGACUGAUCACUGUGGUGCCCGGCGUGAACCUGACCGUGGGACGAUCCUACGCCCUCACCGUGCGAGCUGCAGACAGCGCCCCGUCCUCACAGAGGAGGAGCUCCAUCACCACUGUUUACAUUGAGGUUCUCCCUCCCAACAACCAGAGUCCACCACGCUUCCCCCAGCUCCUCUACAGCCUGGAGAUCAGCGAGGCCAUGAGGACUGGAGCUACCAUCCUCAACCUGCAGGCAACAGACCGUGAAAGAGAUCCCAUUACAUACAGCAUCCUGAGCGGUGAUCCUGGCGCCAUCUUUGAAAUCAACCAAACGUCUGGGCUGUUGCUGCUGGCGAAGAUGCUGGACAGGGAGAGCACAGAUCGCUACACGCUCACCAUCACUGCAUCCGACGGCAAGCUGGACGGGACCUCCACAGCCACCGUGGACAUCCUGGUGACCGAUGUCAACGAUAACGACCCUGUGUUUGAUCCUCUAUUGCCCCACAAUCUCACGGUUCAGGAGGAGCAGGCCAACGCUUUCGUGGGUCAAGUGAAGGCCACUGAUCCCGACCUCGGGGUGAACGGUCAGGUGCGCUAUAGGCUGCUGACCCACGCUGACCUCUUCCGCAUCAGUGUGGAUGGAAACAUCUCCACAGCUGUGGCUCUGGACCGUGAGCAGAGGGGACACUACGAGCUGGUGGUGGAGGCCUGGGACGGAGCGCUGGACCCCCGCAGGACCACCCUCACACUCUCCAUCAAUGUGCUGGAUGUAGACGACAACAGCCCUGUUUUCUCCCAGCCGUCCUACAGUGUAAUCCUGCCUGAGAACAGCCCGGCGGGCGUGGCCAUCCUCCAGCUCAGCGCAUCGGAUGCAGACCUGAACUCCAACAUCACGUACCUGAUCCGGACCGAGGAGGAAAGGGAGCUGUUUGCGCUCGACCUCGUCACAGGAGAGCUGAGAGUGUUGUAUACACUGGACUUCGAGAAACUCACACCUGAGGAGACAACACACACCUUGGUGGUGGAGGCGGUAGACAGUGGGGGGAGCAUGCCGCCUGGUUUGGCCACUGUGACUAUCACCAUAACGGACAUGAACGACUUCUCGCCGGUGUUUGGCCAGACGGUGUACAGAGGCAUGGUGGCACCCAAUGCCGUCAAAGGGACCAUCGUCACCACGGUGCAGGCUGAAGACUGGGACACGCCGGGCACGCCAGCCAGCCGAGUGCACUACCAAGUGGACCUGGAGCAGUUCUUCUACAGUGCCAGCAUUUUUGACGUGGAUAAGGACACGGGCAGCAUCCUCACCAGGGUCAACCUCAAUGAGGAGCCCAACACCAAAUUCAAUCUGGCCGUUAUUGCUUAUGACAGUGGGGAGCCGGUGAAGUUCAAUAAGACUCUGGUGGAAAUUACCGUCUUGCAGCCCUCUGUCAUCCCGGUCUUCACACAGGAGGAGUACAGGUUUCCUGCAGUCAGUGAGAACGCUCCUGUAGGCACGGUGGUGGGGGUCAUCCUUGCAGCUGCCAUAAAUCAGAGCAUUGUCUACUCCAUUGUGGAGGGGAAUGAAGGAGGCGAAUUCACUGUGAACAACCUGACCGGAGUCAUCAGCACAGCCAGGCCACUGGACUACGAGACCAACAGCAGCUACGUCCUGCGGGUGGAGGCCGACUCUCUGAGGGUGUUCUCCUCCAACCAGCGGGCGCCUUCUAAAAGUAACACAGCUAAGGUGUACAUCGAGGUGCAGGACGAGAACGACCACCCCCCAGUUUUCACCAAAAUGUUCUAUCUGGCUGGAGUCGCGGAGGAUGCCAAAACCUUCACGUCUGUCCUGCAGGUCCAGGCUCUGGAUAAAGACACAGGGAAUUACAGUGCCAUGCACUACCACCUCAUCAUCCCCCCGACGGCGGACGGAAAGGACAGCUUCGUGAUUGAGCCGUACACAGGGGUCAUCAAAACCGCCAUCAUGUACAGGAACAUGCGCCGCUCCUACUUCAGGUUUGACGUCAUCGCCACGGACAAUUACGGCGAGGGGCUGAGCAGCAGUGCACAAGUGGUGGUAUCUGUGGUGAACCAGCUGGACAUGCAGGUGGUGGUGUCCAACGUCCCCCCUACCGUGGUGGAGCAGAACAAGGAGCAGCUGAUUGGGAUUCUAGAGCGCUACGUACAAGACCAGAUCCCCGGUGCCAAGGUGGUGGUGGAGUCCAUCGGGCCGCGGCGGUACGGAGACACGUACGACCAGGAAGAUUACACCAAAUCCGACCUCAUGGUGUACGCCAUAGACCCCAUGACCAACAGAGCUCUCUCCAGACAGGAGCUGUUCAAGUUUCUGGAUGGAAAGUUGCUGGACAUCAAUAAGGAGUUCCAGCCCUACCUGGGCCGAGGUGGACGCAUCCUGGAGAUCCGAACUCCUGACGUGGUUCAGAACGUGAAGAAAGCAGUGCAGUCAGUGGGCUACACAGAAGGAGCUCUGCUGGCCUUGGCCAUUAUCAUCAUCAUCUGCUGCAUCCCAGCCAUCCUCAUCGUCAUUGUCACCUACCGACAAUUCAAAGAGCGACAGGCCGAGUGUGCCAAAACCGCCAGGAUCCAAAUGGCUCUACCAGCUGGCAAACCCGGCGGCGUGGCCACCAGUAAUCUGUACGAGGAACUGGGAGACGGCACCAUGAGAGGGUACGGACAUCAAGAGCAACAGCAGUUGCUUCGGCCUUCUCUCUUGAGACCAGAGGAACUAUCUAUGGAGUCUGGCAUUGACCCCGGCCAGGACUAUUAUACACAGGAUUACUAUAAUUAUGACCACGGGUAUGAUUUACCUCAGUAUGGCAGUCGCAGGAAGUUAAUCUCUCCAGCUGGAACGUAUGAUGAGUACGGAGAGGUGAUCGUGGAGGAUGAUGGCAGCUAUUACUACAGUCCUCACGAAUCUGAAGGAGAGGUUUCGAAGCAUAGUAGAAGGCUGGCCGCACCUUCAGGUCUGAAUCCACACCUUCCUCCACAAACACUCCCUAAAGAUCAGCCUCCCAGACUGGAUCAGUCCCAGCCCAAGCCAGCAGAGGGCAGUGCGUCCCCUCGCAGCUCAAAGGCUGUGACCAAGCUCAAAGCAGUGAUGAAACUCAGCAAGCUGCUCGCCACAGGCAAGACCUCCAAUCCAAAUCCACCAGCGCCUCGCCACGUUCCAUGGAAGAAGACCAGGAUAUUUCCAAUGAUGAUCCCCCCCAAGGAGGAGCCAGGUGGUGUAGAUCCCCCUAAUAUAACUCCAAAUCAAAAUUCAGACAGUUCAGACAGUGGGAUGGUCAUUAAUGGUAGCUACUUUCAGAAUAAGGAAGGAAAGAUCUCAGCUAAAACUCCUCCAGGGAAGAUCUUAAGUCAGAUUAACGUCUCCAAUAAGCCGCAAACUCACUGGACAUCUCAAACUGGCACCAGCAUCAUCACAGACAGCUCAAGUGAGGGGAAGACUUCUGUUUCCCAGGCAACUACUGAUUCAGAGAGGGAGGAGUCGCAGGGUGUACCUACAAACUCUCAGGAGGAGACUGGGAACGAAGGAGAACUUUAUAAAGAUUCUCCCGGAAAGAUUCGGGAACAUUCCCUAGAUCAGAAACGUGCCAUACCAACCUCAAACGCAUGGACGUAUUCAAUCAGACACCAGGAAGUGGCAUAUAUGAGUAGCUUUGAUUCAGACGACGAGCAGGAAUCAUCUGAGGGACAUCCAAAAGCUGAGGGAGAUGACUCUGAAGAUGAGUCAGUGUCAAAGAUAGAAAAGCCAUCAGACACAGAGCAGACAGAUUCUGACACAGAGACUGAGACUGAGAAAGAGUCAGAAACUGACAGUGAGAACGAAUCCAACACUGAUGAGCCAUCUGACUCAACACAAGAGACAACACAACAGACAGAAGAAGGCGCAUCAUCAAUGGAAAGAUCUGAGUCAGAAAGUUCUGAGAUAGACUCCCAAUCCUCAUCAUCAUUAGGCUCAUCUUUGUCCAAAGUUGGUCCACAAGACUCUAGAAGCUCCCGACCCAAAACUAGCAGAGGUACCAUCCAAGAAGAGAGUGACGAGGAAAAGGAAGAGACAGACAAAGAGAAAGAGUCAAGCGAAGAAGAGUCAGAUGAGUCAGAUAAGGAAGAUAAACCAAAAUCCAGCUUCAGGUCUAGUAUAAAGCAACCAUUGGGCUCUAAGAGGAAACAGCACUCCAACAAAAGUCAGAGCCUCUCGCCUAUAGUAGAAGAUGAAGAGGAUCAGGACCAAGCGGAUGAAAGAAGCAAAAGAAGAAGAAGACGACGAGAAGAGACUGAGGAAGAUGAUGAAGCUGAGGAAGAUGAAUCAGAUACUGAUGAGACUGAUACUCCCUAGAUUAGCAUCAUCGGAUCUACUGCUCAUAUGCCAAAAAGAAGAGGAUCAAGUUGGUGGUGGAUCGUGAGUAUGAGACCAGUUCUACGGGAGAUGACAGUGCCCCCGAGGCUCAC